Molecule: messenger RNA, 1098 nt
Organism: Phytophthora sojae
Lineage: Eukaryota; Oomycota; Peronosporomycetes; Peronosporales; Peronosporaceae
Exons: 3
Coding region: 1-1098 (365 amino acids)
Source: RefSeq, a predicted model, not a curated record
AUGUUGGCGCGUCGGCCGAGUGGACGGCGCUGGCGUGCACAUGCGCCGGACUACGACGAGGAGUUGGCGCGGGUGCAUCUGUUCAAGCCUCCGCUGCCGCCCACGCACACUGACAAGAGGCGGGUUGCUGUCUACUACACGUGCGAGCAGAUCGCGCUGUUCAAGCUGCUCAAGUGGAUGGACAAGAGCGCGAGGGAAAGUCGUCGCGUUGAAGCUGCGGAGGCGAAAAAGGAGGGAGGGGUGUCUACAACUGCAACUCAAGUCGGCCUCGGACUUGCAAACUGGAAGAACACAAUGUACUUGGAAGUGCUGCACUCGAGCUUCACGCCAGAACAAACUGUGGAGGUUCCAGGGAUGGACAAUGAAGACCCUUACAUGGCUCAACGAGCGGCAGCUCUCCAGCAGAAACACGCCUUCUUCUUUGCCACGGGCUGUUGUGUCUUCUGGGGGCUCACGAGAGAGGAGGAAGCUCGACGACUUAUGAUGCUGACACCGUUUUCAUCUGCUUUGAUGGACCAAGUCGACGCGCAUGACAUGGAGUUCAGCUACGGCGACCGAUCCAGUAUCGCGAAAGACUCGAUUGUGCUCUGCACGACGACCGUUGCCGAGAAGAUUGCGCUUUCGUUCGCGAUGUCACAGUCCGCUACUUUGGGGGCAUUCGAGACUCGGGUGGAAGAUCGAAUCCGCUCGACCAAGCACAUUCCGUCCAGUCUCGCGUCAGUUGGGUCCAUCCAGUAUUCUCAAGACGACACGUCCAAGCUGAUCGGCCAGCUAUUCAUCGAGCUGGCCGAUGUGAACAUCCACUCGAACAUUCUGGAUGAGCCCGAGUACUUCCUCAAGUCCCAGGACAACGAUGAUUUCAAGUAUCUAUACGAGAAAAUGCUUAAGUACCAGGACGUGUCCAACCGCGUGGCCAUCCUGAACAAGCGUCUCAGUAUCCUACGUGACUUAGUGGGUGUUCUGAACCAGCAACUAACCCACCACCAGGGGGCGAAGCUGGAGUGGAUCAUCAUCUGGAUGCUCGUGUUCCAGGUGAUCAUUGCCAUUGGAUGGGAAAUCUUCCUCAAGGACAUCUUAGGCUACUUCCAUUGGGGAUGA